Molecule: messenger RNA, 2116 nt
Organism: Microdochium trichocladiopsis
Lineage: Eukaryota; Fungi; Ascomycota; Sordariomycetes; Xylariales; Microdochiaceae
Product: peptidase M18-like protein
Exons: 4
Coding region: 367-1950 (527 amino acids)
Biological process (GO): proteolysis
Cellular component (GO): fungal-type vacuole
Molecular function (GO): zinc ion binding; metalloaminopeptidase activity
Source: RefSeq, a predicted model, not a curated record
GUUCUUCAAUCAUCCCAGGCAUACGCUGCGGAUGUGCCAUUUGUGGUCAUGAAACGUCGUGACCCUCAGUCAAGCCGUCUCCCGUUGUGUAGCCAGCUUCCUAACGGGGUCUGGCUCCACGGCAUGGAUCCCUAGCCCUCGCGAUUCGUGAUCAAGUGACCAUCGCAAGCGGCGGUGAUAAGCAGCGCACGGCUCCUUAUCAACAAUGACAACAACAUUGUCGUGACACCUUCUCAACCCCAACCUCAACAUUCCAUCAGAGCUCCGACUAUCAGGCACAAGCCCAACGGCCAGCAGUCAGCUCUACAACCUCAUUUCUGCGACUGAUUUGGCUGCCUUGACCAUCGACCCGUGCCCCACGAAGCAAUGACCCGCCACACCCCCGAGUUCCUCGUCCGACAGCGGAGCUCCAACAUGUCGCUGCGCAUGGCCGCUGCCGCGAAUGCCUCCGAGGCGUCCCAAUCUCUAUACGACGGUUUCACAUCGAGGAGCACGGCGGACAGCGUCAAGGACGACUGCGACACACGUAGCCGCACAAUCAACCCUGAGGCCUUUACCGCGCCAUUCUGCGACUUCCUCCGCGAGAACCCGACAAUCUUCCACGCUGUCGACUACUUCAAGAGCAAGGCCAAGGCUGCGGGCUUCGAGGAGCUGCCUACACGCGACGACUGGACCGGCAAGCUCAAGGCUGGUGGCAAAUACUUUGUCAGUCGCAACGGCAGCGCUCUUAUCGGAUUCACCGUGGGCAAGUCCUACAAGCCCGGGAAUGGUGUCGCCAUCGUUGCUGGGCACAUCGAUGCCUUGACUGCUAAGCUCAAGCCCGUCAGCAAGAAGACCACAAAGGCCGGCUACCUUCAGCUGGGUGUCGCGCCUUAUGCUGGUGCCCUGAACACGACUUGGUGGGAUCGUGAUCUGAGCGUCGGUGGCCGUGUCAUUGUGCGCGAUCCUGCGACUGGCAAAACGUCCAGCAAGCUUGUCAAGCUUGAUUGGCCGAUUGCUCGGGUGCCGACUCUUGCCCCACACUUUGGUGUUGGGAUGAAUGGCUCGAACAACGCCGAGACUGAGGCUGUACCAAUUAUCGGCCUCGACAACUCGGACCUGUAUCCUUCGACUUCCGACAAGGCUGAAGAGCCGCUCGGCGGCGUAGGCGCUUUCACUGCUACGCAGCCGCCCAAGCUCGUAAAGGUCAUUGCCAAGGAGGUUGGCGUCAAGAGCUACUCAGAUAUUGUCAACUGGGAGCUGGAGCUGUUCGACCUGCAGCCCGCCACGGUGGGUGGUCUCGAUAAGGAGUUCAUCUUUGCUGGUCGUAUCGACGACAAGCUGUGCAGCUGGGGUGCUUGGGAGGCCCUGUUAGCUGCCGAUGCCAAGGAGGACGACGGCAACAUCAAGCUCGUUGCCCUCUUCGAUGACGAGGAGAUUGGCUCUCUGCUGCGCCAGGGAGCCAAGGGCAACUUCCUCCCGUCCGUGAUUGAGAGAACCGUCGAGGCUUUCAGCACCAGCGACAAGCCCUUCGGUCCUGGCGUUGUCGGCCGGACCUACGCCCGGUCGUUCCUGGUGUCUGCCGACGUUACACACGCCGUCAACCCCAACUUUGAGGGACGGUACCUUCAGGACCACGCCCCGCGCCUGAACGUGGGCAUCGUCAUCUGCCAGGACAGCAACGGCCACAUGACCACCGACAGUGUGUCGACCGCCAUUCUCCAGCGGGUAUGCCAGCUGUCGGGCUGCACCCCGCAGACGUUCCAGAUCCGCAACGACUCGCGCUCCGGCGGCACCGUCGGCCCGACCAUCAGCAGCAUGCUGGGUGUCAAGUCCGCCGAUGCUGGCAUGCCACAGCUGAGUAUGCACUCCAUCCGGGCUACGACGGGCUCUCUGGACCCCGGUUUGGGCGUCAAGUUCUUCAAGGCGUUCCUGGACAAGUGGGAGCAGGUUGAUGCGGAGUGGCACUAGGAGGUCUGAACUUCGUUUGAGGUGCUAGCGAGCAAUAUAAUCAUGGCGUGCGGGAAUACAUUAUGCAGCUUAGACAUGACCCAUUGCGAUCUCAGUCGCGCUGUCAGUCUUCACAGAGAUACUGUAGACAUAUUACAUAGACCAAUCACUAACAGCCAUACCCGAA